This is a messenger RNA of Ailuropoda melanoleuca (giant panda), 3720 nucleotides long. RefSeq names its product RAS protein activator like 1 (gene RASAL1). Gene Ontology annotation, biological process: negative regulation of Ras protein signal transduction; cellular response to calcium ion; intracellular signal transduction. The coding region runs from base 633 to 3140 and encodes 835 amino acids. Gene Ontology annotation, molecular function: GTPase activator activity. Lineage: Eukaryota; Metazoa; Chordata; Mammalia; Carnivora; Ursidae. The record is from RefSeq and is a predicted model, not a curated record. The transcript has 21 exons.
CGGACAGGGCACGGAGCUGGGACCGAGGAGGCGGAGCCGGGAUGCGAGGCAGGGGAGGGCCAGGGAGGUGCAACUGUGCUGGAGGGAGGGCAGGCAGGGGACAAGCUGUGUCUUCUGAACCCCAUGCCAACUCACCACGAGCCACCGGCCACGCCCGCCCUGGCCAUGGGCUGCUCCCCACCUGGCAGUCUCUGCGCGCCCAGGUCUCCGCGGCCGGUGCGCUCCGGCGCACUUGCUUGGGGUGCCGACAGAGGGCGCGCGAGGGGGCCCGGGGACGGGCGGGGGACACGCGGGAGGCGGGAUUGGGGGGAGGGCCCUGGUUUGCCCCUCCCGCCCCCGCCCGCCCUCCUGGAGCUCCAGACUAGGAGGCCAGAGCUGCGGGUGCCCCCGGCGCGCUCGGCUUCCUCCGUGCACCGCUCCUACCUGUAGAGUCCGAGGGGCUCCCCCUCCCCAGACACCUAUUCUUUCUCCUCCGGAAACCUCCCGCCUUGCUACCCGCGUCUCGCAUAGGCGGCGCUGGGACCCCGGGACGGGGCGUCAGGCUCGCAGCUGGUGACAUGUAGACGUCCCCUCCGUGGUCCAGCCUCGGCACCUGGGCACCCUUCUGCCCGUAAAGUUUGGGGCUGGGCGCCAUGGCCAAGAGCAGCUCCCUGAAUGUCCGCGUGGUGGAGGGCCGGGCGCUACCCGCCAAGGACGUGUCUGGGAGCAGUGACCCCUACUGCAUCGUGAAGGUGGAUGACGAGGUGGUGGCCAGGACAGCAACUGUCUGGCGGAGCCUGAGCCCCUUCUGGGGGGAGGAGUACACCAUACAUGUGCCCCUGGAUUUCCACCAUCUGGCCUUCUAUGUGCUGGACGAGGAUACAGUGGGGCGCGACGACAUCAUUGGCAAGAUCUCGCUGAGCAAGGACGCAAUUGCAGCCGACCCCCGAGGUGGGCGAGGGGCAGCACCCUUCAGUUGGGCAGACGGAAUAGGGGUGGCCAUGCCCACGUUUGCAGGAAUUGAUAGCUGGAUCAACCUGAGCCGUGUGGACCCAGAUGCCGAGGUUCAGGGCGAGAUCUGCUUGGAUGUACAGAUGCUGGAGGAUGCGCGUGGCCGUUGUCUUCGCUGUCACGUGCUCCAGGCCAGGGACCUGGCCCCCCGAGAUAUCACCGGCACGUCUGACCCAUUCGCACGUGUGUUCUGGGGCAGCCAGAGCUUGGAGACUUCAACCAUCAAGAAGACCCGUUUCCCACACUGGGAUGAGGUGCUGGAGCUGCGGGAGAUGCCGGGUUCCCCAGCCCCGCUGCGGGUGGAGCUCUGGGACUGGGACAUGGUGGGCAAGAAUGACUUCUUGGGCAUGGUGGAGUUCCCCCCACAGGUCCUGCAGCAGAACGCACCCAGUGGCUGGUUCCGUCUCCUGCCCUUUCCCAGAGCCGAGGAGGAUUCUGGGGGGACCCUGGGCGCUGUGCGGCUGAAGGUGCGCCUCAUCGAGGACCGCAUCCUGCCCUCCCAGCAUUACCAGCCGCUCACGGAGCUGCUCAUGGAGUCUGUGCUGGGGCCGGCGGAGGAGGAUGCUGUCAGUCCUCUGGCGGUGCUGGAGGAGCUGACCUCGGGGGACUGCCGCCAGGACCUCGCCACCAAGCUGGUGAAGCUCUUUCUUGGCCAGGGCCUGGCUGGGUCCUUUCUGGACUAUCUCACCCGGCGGGAGGUGACCCGGACCACUGACCCCAACACCCUCUUCCGUUCUAACUCCCUGGCAUCCAAGGCAAUGGAGCAAUUUAUGAAGCUCGUGGGUAUGCCUUACCUGCACGAGGUCCUGAAGCCGGUGAUUAACCGCGUCUUCGAGGAAAAGAAGUACAUGGAGCUGGACCCGUGCAAGAUGGACCUGGGCCGCACCAGGAGAAUCUCCUUCAAGGGCGCCCCCUCAGAGGAGCACGUGCGGGACGCCAGCCUGGGGCUGCUGACGGGCUACCUGGGGCCCAUCGUGGACGCCAUCGUGGGCUCCGUGGGGCGCUGCCCGCCUGCCAUGCGCCUCGUCUUCAAGCAGCUGCGCCAGCGCGUGGAGGAGCGCUUCCCCCAGGCGGAGCACGAGGAUGUGAAGUACCUGGCCAUAAGUGGCUUUCUCUUCCUGCGUUUCUUUGCACCUGCCAUCCUCACCCCGAAGCUGUUUGACCUCCGGGACCAGCACGCAGAUCCCCAGACCAGCCGCUCGCUGCUAUUACUUGCCAAGGCUGUGCAGAGCAUCGGAAACCUGGGCCAGCAGCUGGGCCAAGGCAAGGAGCUCUGGAUGGCCCCCCUCCACCCCUUCCUGCUGCAGAGUAUCUCACGUGUGAGGCACUUCCUGGACCAGCUGGUGGAUGUGGAUGGGGAGGAGGAGGCUGGGGGCCCAGUCAGGGCCCUGGUGGCCCCCUCGGUGAUUGUUCGUGAAGGUUACCUGCUGAAGCGCAAGGAGGAGCCCGCCAGCCUGGCCACACGCUUUGCCUUCAAGAAGCGUUACUUCUGGCUCAGCGGGGAGACUCUCUCCUACUCCAAGAGUCCUGAGUGGCAGAUGCGCUCCUCCAUCCCGGUGUCGCACAUCUGCGCCGUGGAGCGCGUGGACGAGGGCGCCUUCCAGCUGCCGCACGUGAUGCAGGUGAUGACGCGGGGCGCGGCGGGAGGGCUGCACACCGCGUAUCUCCAGUGCAAGAACGUGAAUGAGCUCAACCAGUGGCUGUCGGCCCUGCGCAAGGCCAGUGCCCCCAACCCGGACAAGCUGGCCUCCUGCCACCCCGGUGCCUUCCGCAGCUCACGCUGGACCUGCUGCCUCCAGGCUGAGCGCUCAGCUGCUGGCUGCAGCCGCACACACUCGGCCGUCACCCUGGGGGACUGGAGCGACCCGCUAGAUCCCGACGCUGAGAUCCAGAUGGUGUAUCGGCAGCUGCUCCUGAGGCGGGACCAGCUCAGGAUGAAAUUCCAGGAGGAUCCCAACACAGAUUCAAGUCCAGAGGCAGAUGCAGAGAAGGACUCCGGGGCCACAGAAGGAGCCUGUCCUGAUGCCCUGGCCCGGAAGAGAGAGGCUGCUGGCCGCCUGCUGGAGGUGCUUGCAGAUCUGGACAGAGCCCACGAGGAGUUCCAGCAGCGGGAGCAGCAGAAGGCGGCCCUGGGCCCCCUCGGGCACUGAAGAGAUGCCAGGGCCAGCCUGGAAGGAGGAGGAAGGAGCCAGCAGGCCCCUCGAGGCUGUUCUGUACCUCAUUGAUGCUGUGGUAGCGUGAAGGCUUCUGGAGAUGUCCUAGUCUCGGGCAUGGAAGCCCUCUGGCAGGGGGCUGGCCUUUGUACUGGAUGAAUCUGUCUCUGGGCUGAGGCAGGUGGGAGUGGAUGGGAUAGGGAGCCUGACUCAUUCGGCUCAGCGGAAGGUCUCUGCUAAACCAGACUGGCCUCUGCCCACACCGACCAGGCCAGCCAGGUCCUGAGCUGCUGGAUACAGCUGUACGUGAAUCCCUGACACCCACGUGGCCUUGUUGCCCCAGACAGGCACUAAAGAGGCUCAGCCCUUCCUGUUUCCAUGUCUGCCAAGCCGUGUAACCUCGCUAAUCGUCCUGAACCCUGCCUUGGCCGAGAGUCCUUACCACAAGCUUCCAGAAUCAGGUCCCCUUGGGAAUAAUGGAGGCUCAGACCCUUGGAGCCUGGGAGACCUUGGGCUAGGUUCUUAACCCCUCUUGGAACCUCAGUUCAUGCUGUAUAAAAUAAGGAGGGAGUGUCUA